AAUGGACAAAAACCAAAUAAACUGUCUUAUCUGCUUUAACAAAGUUGAAAGUGAGUUAUGUAAUAACCUUUCUUGUCGAUAUGGACAUUUUUUUCAUAUUGCUUGCCUGGAAAAAUUUGCACGUUUUAAACAAAAACGAAAUAAUGAAUUUAUCUGCCCAACAUGUAAUAAAGAGGGCACAAAGGCAAAACAGAAUGUUAAUACAUCGAUAACUGUUGAAGAUACUGACGAUUCUUGCGAUGAAGGUAUGGAUACGGAAACCCUGAAGAAUAACCUUCACGACGACAACUGUAAUGCAACAAAUUUUGAAGAGAAACUUUUGAAAGAGAUAGAGAAAAUACAGGAAGAUAAAAAAAUUGAAUUAAAGAAAUUAGACCACGAAAAGAAAUAUUUAACGGCUGAAAUUAAUAAAAAAGAGGCAAUACUCAAAGAAGAAUUGGAGUCAUUCUAUAAGGAUAAGGAAACUAAAAUACGUAAUUUAAUUGACGAGACUAAAACCUUUCAAAAUAUUCAAGAAGGUAUGACAAGUGCACUCUUUCAGAGUGGUCUCAAUGAUAUGAGAGAGAAAUUAAUCAGUUGUAUUGAUCAUAAUAUAAAGAGAAAAGCUGUAUUUAAUAGGUCACAAUCAGUGUUUAUGGGUGAAAUAUUCUAUCCUCAUUUAGACGAACCAGCUAAACAAUUCUGUAUUCAAUUAGAUAGAAUACCCACAAAAGUUGUAUUUAAGAAUCCAGGCUUUUACGCUCUAGUUCAUAUCGAUGAACCUCAAAGGAGUGAAAUAAUUAAUAUAGAAAUGAAUAAGGUUAUGAUGUCAUCAGAAACUGAUAUUGGCGAUUUAUCUAGAACCUAUGAUGGCAGACUAUCAUUUAUAUCCUUAUGGAAUGAAAUCCCUACAAUUUUCUUCUUAGAUACCUGUGGCAUUGUAAAUGGUUCUAGAGAGGUUUCAUACUUGAAUAAGAACGCUCCAUUACCUUUAUACUUUUAUCUUAAAGAUAAUAUCUGCUACUUUUCAACAAGAAUCUUACAUGUUUAUAAUAAGCAGCAUAAUACCUACCUAUUCUCUUUUAUUCUUAAAGAAGAUGUUAAGAUAUUCGAUUCAAGAAUAAUUGAAGAUGACAUCUAUAUUGUUGAUUCUCGUCAAAAAGUUGUUUAUUUCGAUACAAUUGGUCAAAAGAUGAUUGAAAUUCCUAUUUACUUUAAAGAAGGACCAUUUUCAUUCCAAAAAGAUAUUAUAUCCGAAUUAAAAAAUGGUAGCUUUAUAUUAUCCAGUGGAGAUUUUCUAUUCUUCAUUGAUCCUAUGGCGAAAACUGCAGUAGGUUUUAAAAUGGACAUAAUAUUUCCAGACGGUCUAUUAUUAAACUACUGCAUGACGGAUGAAGAAGUUAUCUUCUGUGUAGCCGAUCACGAUGAUGAGAGUAGACUUAAACUCAAAUACUUUUCUAUAAAACCUAAUUAA
This is a messenger RNA of Dimorphilus gyrociliatus, 1453 nucleotides long. The record is from the annotation of a GenBank genome assembly. NCBI's taxonomy places the organism in Eukaryota, Metazoa, Annelida, Polychaeta, Dinophilidae.